Triticum aestivum (bread wheat) is the source of this 1160-nucleotide messenger RNA. RefSeq lists its product as uncharacterized. NCBI's taxonomy places the organism in Eukaryota, Viridiplantae, Streptophyta, Magnoliopsida, Poales, Poaceae. The record is from RefSeq and is a predicted model, not a curated record. Bases 394 to 1092 code for a protein of 232 amino acids. The transcript has 4 exons.
ACUCCCCAUCCCCUGCACCACUCCUCGUCGCCAACCUAUGGUGCCCGAUGCCGCCCGAUUCCUGCACCCUCCGACGGCGCCCGACGCCCUCCCCUCCGCUCCAUCCUCCCCUUGGACAAGAUCCGGCAAGCACGUCCCACACAUCGACCGCGCCCUCCCACCCACACAUCGCCAUCGCCACCCACCGUCCCGUCUGACCUCACUGCCGCCACCCACCGCCCAGUCUGACCUCAUCGCUGUUCGCCGCUCCCAGUCUCUUCCCUCCCACACCCGCCGCCCCCUCCCUCUCCUCCUCCCAUCAGAAGAGAAGAGGGAUCUCGCGCGGAUCACACCAGGGCGUCGAUCUGGACUUCCUUCUGCACGAGGGGACGCGUGAAAGCAGGAGGGGCGGCCAUGGCGCUCGCAUCGGGCUCCGACAGCGGCGGAGGGGGGAGCGACUUCUCCGUGAGGGUGAUAGGCUCCAACUUCGCAGUGGACGCCGGCGCGGCGUUCCUCGCCUCCCCUACCGACCGCGAGGUGUGGCACGACUGCGUCCCCGACCUCGACGACGACUUCUCCAACCUCGAGGAGCUCCAGGUGGUCCGCGUGCAGGGCGCGGACAGAUCCGGCCGGCCCGUCAUCCGGGUCGUCGGCAAGUUCUUCCCCAGUGUCGUGCCGGCGACCGGGUUCGGAGCGCUCAGAUCGAAGGUGGCCGAGCACUGGUACGAGGUCUACAAGAUGGACAAGCAGGGGGCCAACCUCUGGUUCAUCUACUGGUGGGAGGACAAGUUGCAGCAACCAUGUGCUUCGAUGCGCGGCGCUUCGUCGAACUGGCUGGACCGCGGCAAUCCCCGGAGCUGGAGCGGGAGGAGGCGACGAGAUGCUGCUGCUGCGGUUGCGUCCUCGGAGGCAGCUGUUGCCCCUAGCCGACCUCACCAACCUCCGGCGUCUGCCAUGAACUCCGCGCAUGACCCCUUCUACAUCGUCCGGGAGGAGAUCCAGGGCUUGGUUUUAGCGAUCAGCCGUAGCUCUUUCAUCCAAGGUGCAUGGUGCAACCGAGGACAAGCACUUCAUGUCCAACCAAGGUGCAUGGUGCUUGCAAUUGACGAAUAGGAGGUCUAUGAAAUUUGAAGUUCAAAGCCGGAUAGCCCUACUUAGCAAAGAGUCGUCUCUUUUGUUUG